GCAGCCCUGCCCAGCCCAGCCCACCGCCUUCGCAUUGCAGACAACUCGGCACGACGCGGUGACAGCGCAGUGGGAAAGGUGGAAGAAGGCACAAAAAGGAGAGAAUCCAUCCCGGCAAAGUUUCAGGUUUCAUCGAGGCGAAUCCUGCCCUCAACUCAACCAGUCAGAUGGGAAUUGCUCGCAUCGCGAUGCACCGCUCACUCCCUCACCUUACUUACGCAACGCGCAACUCCACCAUGCCGGCCAUGUAUGUGUCUCUGCCCAAAGGUUUGAAUCAGUCCUGCAGAGACCAGGUACUUGCGACACUUAGUCCAACUAAAUCCCCUGGGCGCUCGCCCUGCCGUGGUUGGUCCCUACCAUGCUUCGUAAUAAUACGGGUCAAGUCAUCGCCCUCACGAACUCCAUCCCCUCCCGAUUUCCCUUUUCCCCCCUUCUCCCUCUCUUCAUGUGCGACGCGGCAGUUGGCGCGACGAGGCAGGAAAAACACAUGUCUACGGAGGCUGCGGCUCGAGGUCCACCGCCCGUCCAGUGCACACCCUAUGCGGCGCCAUCCCACCCACCCAUUAUCCAACUUUUCCACUCUCAACACCAGCCUGGCCAGGUACAUGGACUGGCUUGUGCUAAUUCGCCGAGAGGUUGUUGCCCGUCUCUUGACUAAGGUCAGAAACAAAACUAGAGGCAGCCGUUUCUCCCAAUGUAGCCUCCUGCAUAUGCACUGACAGGCCUAAUAAGCAAGACCCC
Messenger RNA from Colletotrichum navitas, 741 nucleotides. RefSeq lists its product as uncharacterized. NCBI's taxonomy places the organism in Eukaryota, Fungi, Ascomycota, Sordariomycetes, Glomerellales, Glomerellaceae. The record is from RefSeq and is a predicted model, not a curated record. The coding region runs from base 168 to 719 and encodes 183 amino acids. The transcript has a single exon.